AUGACUGGAAUAGGAAAGCUUUCUUCAUUUCAGUUCAUUAUCAUUUGCUCAUUUGCAGCCAUUGGUGGUGCAACUGGCCAGCUUCUUGAGCAAAAUGCUCACACCCUGGAUGAAAUUUCUGCAAAUUUUAAUGCUUUUAAGGUUCAUGAGAAUAUCAAUCUCUUUUGCCAAGUUCGGAAUAACAUCCUCGCUAUUAUGAAUGACCUGAAUGACUUGCCAGAGAUAAUGAAGCAAAUGCCACCGCUGCCCGUGAAGCUGAAUGAAGAGCUUGCCAACUCCAUCCUUCCUAGGUCAUCUUCGCAGAAGAAAUCUUGA
Molecule: messenger RNA, 315 nt
Organism: Ilex paraguariensis (yerba mate)
Lineage: Eukaryota; Viridiplantae; Streptophyta; Magnoliopsida; Aquifoliales; Aquifoliaceae
Source: the annotation of a GenBank genome assembly